CCCCUCUGCGGGAAUGUUCAAAAAUGAGUACCAGGGAGGUGCAUUUGUGGAAAUCUUUAGUGCUCAGGGCAAAAAUCCUGGUGCAAAAUGGAAGAUCCUUGGUAGUCCAUCUGUGAUUUGGAAAGAGUUUGAUAAAGAAGUUAAAAGUUUUGUGUUUGUCCUGGAAGGCAGCAGCCAAACAAAUAAAAUUCAGUUACCAAAGGAGAAUAAGCAAAUCCUUGGACUGAUCCAGAGGUUUCUUGUACUUCAGAUUUACAUACCCCUGGGACAAGACUUCUCCACUGAAUUGCUAAUUACUGAUUUAGGGAACAUCAAAAGAAGAUUGUAUUUAUCAACGGUCCAUAAGGAACUAUCCUCAACCCCUCUUCAUGCAAAAAUCCCACUCUUUAUGAUCAAGCGCAAAAUUUGGUGCAAUCUGUGCAUUGACUUGGUAGCCUUCACCAGUGAAAUAUUCAAGGGAGCAGUUUUCCAGUCGUUGGAUGGAAUUAUUGUCUCAGCAAACUGUAAGCUACGAAAAAUCUUCACCUUAAAAUCAAAGCCUCAAGACACUGCUGAUAAAGAUGCUAUGUAUGGCGUUCCCUUUCAAACAGAUGAACCCACAGACAUCAUUCCGCGAAGCUGCCAACUAACAACAGACGUUCCGCACAUCACACAGCUGCUGAACAUGACUAAACUCCGCCAAACUGAAAUCAAAUUUGGAGGACAUCCUCUAAGAUCUGCAGAAUCAGAUCAGUUCAUCAACAGAGCCACAGGCAGCGUGAGGAGCUGUAAGAGUCAAGAUGUGUGUCACAUCGCCUUUGGAUCCCGAGUUCUUGGACCACCUCCACUCUCUGGCAGAAGGAAUAACUUGAGGCUCUCCACAGAGACAGUAAGAUCCGUUGGGUCCAAAAAUAGCCGAUCCUGCCAGCAGCCCACUACAGAGAAGUGUGUUAAGAGUGCAGAAAUGUCAACCUUGCUGAUAUCUGAGGCUGAGGAACAAGGAGAUAAAGAAAAUAUUCGCCAAAUAAAGCAGACCGCACCUAUUCAUGCCGCCAAUCUACCUAUUAUGCAUCCACAUCCCCCUCAAGAAGCAUCAGCAGAUAAGAAUAAUAACAGAAGAAGAUUUCGGUUAAAAAGCACCAGCAGAGAAAGGACAGAGACACCCAGUGGCUAUUCAGGAAAUAUCAUAAAUGAAGAUGAAGGAACAACUGUCCUCACCACUGGGAUUCAGCAAAGAGCAGAGACGUUGAACCCCAGCACCCCAGGACCUCCGUCUCCUGACCAAGCAGAUGAAUGGAUAUUUCCUGAAAAUGAUGAUCACAUUUCCCAUUUGGCAUCUGGCAGCCAGUCCCUCCUGGAUGACUCCUGCACUUCACACCUGUGCCUAGAAGCCAACAAGGACAGUGAACGUGACCCUCAGGCAGAGGAGACCCAGAUCCUUCCAAAGGACAUUUUCACUUUCUCAUCUAGACCACGAUCAGCACCUCACGGGAAGACACAGAAUCUGUCCCCAGAGGAAUGCCUGUUCACUUUGGAUCUAAAAGAAGAUAACAGUGGGAGAAGGAAAGACACCCAAUCGGAGGAUGAUUUCUAUGAUGGUGACAGCAGCGAAGAGGAGUACAACUGGAGAAACUACCAACCCAGCCAGAUGAGUGAGUCGGAGCUGCAGAUGCUGGCCAGCCUACGACGGCAGCAGAAUGAGGAGCUGGAGGACACCGAGGACCAGCACGGCCUGAGUGCCUCCCAGGUUGACAACUGUAACGUCAGCAUAAGUACCAGCAGCGAUGACACUACCACCUGGAACUCCUGCCUGCCACCGCCUGUCAACCAGGGUCGUCACUACCAGAAAGAAAUGAAUCCACCUUCUCCUUCCAACCCUCGGGACUGGUUAAACAUGCUGAGCCCACCGAUUGUUCCUCCCAGUCAACAGCCGACCGAGCCGCAUCCAGACUCCUCUGGAAGCUUCAGCGCUCAAGGUGACGAAGACCUGAGUGUGGAAGAAGACGAGGAAGUGCUGACUUUACUAUACGACCCAUGCCUGAAUUGUUACUUUGACCCCCAGACUGGGAAAUACUACGAGUUGGUAUAGUCCCCCCUUCCAGGGCGGAGAACGGCCACUCCCCGCAGAGCAGGACAGCAGCGGUGGGUCCUUUAAGCAGCACCAGGACUGCAGAAUCAAAGGCCCCGAGAGAAAUGAAUCCAUUUUAGAAAUAAUGUUCAAUGGUCAGGAAACCUACGUUCUCUGGGUAGAUGGGUGGGAUUUUGCAGCUGUGAAGGAAUUCAUGCGGUGACAAGAUAGUCCAACUUUGAAUGGGUUCUUAUUCAUUCUCAUCUGACAUAUAAUUUUAUGUAAACCAAUUAAGAAUUAUUCAUUCAAAUUUUUUUGCAGUGUUAACCUGUAAAUGAUGGCUUGAUAUACACUACAGAAAAUGUAUUUGUUACAAGA
Messenger RNA from Marmota flaviventris (yellow-bellied marmot), 2425 nucleotides. The record is from RefSeq and is a predicted model, not a curated record. Lineage: Eukaryota; Metazoa; Chordata; Mammalia; Rodentia; Sciuridae.